AUUCAAAGGUCACCAGUCAAUAUGUCGUUUGUCCGAAGUCGUGUCCUCCUCCCCCACCAUAGGCACUACCUUUUCUCUUUUGUUAGAACAGUGUCAAGACUCGAGAACAAGAAAAGGGAAGGAGCUGCGCAGAUUUUUUACAUCGGUUUGAUAGAUAAUAAUGAGACUAGUGAGCUUGUUGGAUGAGGAAAAAGAAGUAGAGAAAUUAAGAGAGAAGGCAAAAGUGAAAAGGCUCAAUGAAGCAGCCCUGAAAGGAUCUGUUGCCUCACUCCUUGAGCUGAUCCAAGAGGACCCUAAUAUCCUUAACAAGGCCAACUCAUCUCUUUCAGACACACCUUUACAAGUAGCAGCUCUUCUGGGUCACUCAGCUUUUGCCAAACAACUACUGACUCAAAAGCCAGAGCUUGCAACCGACUCAAACUCCCAUGGUUCUUCACCUCUUCACGUGGCAGCAGCAAAAGGGUACGUGGAAAUAGUGAAAGAAUUGCUGUUGGUGAACCCUGACAUGUGUUUGGUAAAGGAUCGUGAUGGGAGGACUCCCCUGCAUCUUGCUGCCAUCAAGGGUCGAAUUGAGGUGUUGACCGAGUUGGUCCGAGUCAGACCGGAGGCGACUCGGGUGUUGACUGGUGGAGGGGAGAGCGCACUCCACUUGUCUGUGAAGAAUAACCAUUUUGGAGCAUUAAAGGUUGUGGUUGAAUCUGUGGGAAAAGAUGAUCAAUUUGCGAAUUGGAGAGAUUCUGAAGGGAGCUCUGUCCUGCAUCUAGCUGUGGCCAAGAAACAGUUAGAGAUGAUAAAAUAUUUACUCACUAAUACCAAGACGGAAGUGAAUGGUCGAAAUGCAAAUGGCUUCACCGCCCUGGACCUUUUAUUACAUAGUCAAAGGGAUUUAAGGGACAUGGAAAUUAAAGAAUGCCUACAGAAAGCUGGAGCUUUAAGAAUGACUAAAGCGCACUCCAUUGCAAAUAAUCAGGAGAUUGAGGAAGUUCUGCCCCCAAUACAGGCACAACCAUUAAUUCCUAAGGAAACCAAUUCCAAACCGGUGGUUGAGAAACAUAAGCAUACUGAUUGGUUGGGAAGAAAAAGAAGUGCAUUAAUGGUUGUUGCAUCGCUGCUUGCAACUGUGGCCUUUCAGGCAUCGUUGUCUCCACCUGGCGGUGUAUGGUCAGAUGACUAUUUGGUUGAUUCUGAUGGCAACCCUGCAGAGAAUCCACACAAAGCAGGCUUGUCAGUAAUGGCCUAUUAUGAUCCACGAAAAUAUGAGGCGUUCAUGAUAUUGAACACAAUCGCCUUCCUUGCAUCAUUGAGCGUAAUUUUGUUACUCAUCAGUGGACUACCUAUGAAACGGCGCAGGUUCAUGUGGAUUCAGAUGGUGACCAUGUGGCUAGCAAUCUCAGCGUUUACUUCUACCUAUUUCGUUGCAUUGAUGCAAAUAACACCAGGACAAGUGAGAACUACGCUGUUCCAUGUGAGCAGAAUUUCAUUGAUGAUAUGGCUGGUGAUGAUGGGACUCGUGUUUGUAGGUAAUAUCACUCGGAUGACCUUAUGGUUGCUUAGAAAAUACGGUUACAUCAAGGAAAAGGAGAAAGAGUUUUCACUUUAUGUAGAGGAAGAAGAGAAUGAUGAGUGAGGACCUGUGAGAAUAAAUAUGUGAAAUUUGGGAAGGUUAGCUUCAAUUAAAUAUCAUCAAAUCUUCAUUUACAAAUAUUGAAAACCCAAGUGGAAAGACGAUUCAAUCAGCAUUCAAGAUUCUCUCUGAUGUAGAUAGAAUUUCAGUAAAUUUGCUGUCAUUGUAUGAACAUUGUUAUUAUUAUUAUCAGGGUCCGUUUUUGGAUCAGAAAAUAUGUAAUUCUAAAAGAUGAAAAGCCUAAGUUAUCCAGCUUUGAUUGUUCA
Theobroma cacao (cacao) is the source of this 1890-nucleotide messenger RNA. Its product is annotated as ankyrin repeat-containing protein BDA1-like. The record is from RefSeq and is a predicted model, not a curated record. NCBI's taxonomy places the organism in Eukaryota, Viridiplantae, Streptophyta, Magnoliopsida, Malvales, Malvaceae. Gene Ontology annotation, molecular function: protein binding. Gene Ontology annotation, cellular component: plasma membrane.